Messenger RNA from Umbelopsis ramanniana AG, 906 nucleotides. RefSeq lists its product as uncharacterized. NCBI's taxonomy places the organism in Eukaryota, Fungi, Mucoromycota, Umbelopsidomycetes, Umbelopsidales, Umbelopsidaceae. The record is from RefSeq and is a predicted model, not a curated record. The transcript is spliced from 5 exons. The coding region runs from base 81 to 767 and encodes 228 amino acids.
GGCUGGCCAUAGCAUCACUUGCCAAGUGCAACUGCCUAGACAAGGAACGUUUGUACUUUCUCUCUCUAUCUUUCAGCCAAAUGGAUUCCAAACUUGCCACUCGGACUGAAAUCCUGGCGGACAACUCAAUGUCUGUUGUCUUUGAACGCAACCGCCUCAAGGAUAUGGGUCUAAAUUACGAAUCUCACGAAGCAACAAUACAGAAGAAUAUGACGAAAAUCAAGGAAAACGUGCAUACUCUAGAGUCACAGCUUAACAGAGUGGAACAAACUGGUGCUUCCAAUGUCAAGGACGACGAAAACAAGCUCAUUGAGCUUCAGAUAAAAGUAGAUAAGCUGGAAGCUCUGCUCGCAGACAAAGGUGAUGAGGACGCUCGACAGGUGCUGUUGGGAAAUGUCUCGCGAGCGAAUUCCAGUAAAAUUGUGCGCUUCUCAGACGAUACCGAGGUCAAUCCCCGCGAACUAGAGAAUGGACAGAUUUUGCAACUGCAGUCUCGAAUGAUGGACGAUCAAGAUCGAAAUCUAGACAUGCUGAGCGAGGCCGUCGGCCGUCAAAGAGAACUAGGUUUGCUUAUUGGAGAUGAACUAGAAUCUCAUGUUCAGCUCAUAGAGGAAACGGAUGAAAUGGUUGAUCGUACAGAUACCCGCCUGCGAAAUGCUCAGAAGAGACUGAAUUAUGUUGGUCGAAGAGUCAAAGACAACAAAUCGAUAUGCAUUGUCAUUGCUCUUAUAAUCAUUCUCUUCUCUUUAAUUGCCAUUUUCCGAUAGUGAUGUCAUGUAGCCUGCCUCCUUGUACAAUAUUUCCAACAUUCACUAUUAAUUCCUCUUCUCAUUUGUGCUAUAAUACAAGUAUAUAUGGAGCUCUACCAUUCGUAAUAUGUAAAGGCUUAUACUUUUAUCAAGAGGA